CAUACUAACUCUAUCCAUACUAUGGCCAAUACGCAUACCAUAUACUCAAUUUACGUCGAGUGGAAAAACAUAGUAAGAGAAGUACCAGAACACUUUGAUGUAAGGGAGGCACAUGGCAAGCAGAUGAGGAAAUUUGGCAAGGGUGGAAGAAAUUAGAAAUGUCUUAAAAAUUGGAAGUUUCUCGCAGAACACAAGCUGAUGGGAAAUAUCAAGAAUGUUGCAAAAACGGCGAAGAAGGAGCAACUCAUUAUUGCAUACAACGAUUUGUUUGAGAGCAAGAGAUUUUUAGGUUCAGAACCCAUUGAAGAUGUAACGGAGCAUGUGAAAAAUGUGAAGAUCGACGACAAGCCCAAAGAAGUUGUGGAAGCCGUUGAUGAGGGUCCUCCUAAGUUCUUCAAGUCUGUGCUGAAGAAAGGUGACAAGACUAACUUCCCUAAGAAGGGAGACAAUGUGAGCUGUUGGUACACUGGCUCCCUGGAGGAUGGCACAGUGUUCGACACCAACAUCCCUGCAACUGCCAGAAAGAAGAAACAGAGCAAGCCACUGAGCUUCAAAGUUGGCCUGGGCCGGGUCAUCAAAGGGUGGGAUGAAGGUAUCUUAACGAUGAGCAAAGGCGAGACAGCCAAACUGGAGAUUGAACCAGAAUGGGCCUACGGGAAGAAAGGACUUCCUGAUUCAAAAAUCCCACCAAACGCAAAGCUGAUCUUCGAGGUCGAGCUGGUGGCCGUCGAUUAAUGGCAGAAACCUACCCAGCAUGCCCUUCUCUCCGUGGACGGGGAAAACAUGGUAGUCACUAGAUGGCUAUGCUCGAAAGGACAGAAGUGGUUGUAACAUUGAAGGAGUCUGUGAUAUGUCUUAAUUUACAUUUAAUGGGAUGCUUUGGGAUUUUGGCAAUAAGGCCAUUUAUCUACUUCCCCAGAGUCAGAUUCACUUUUGGAUACCUUGUUUGUUUUUGUCAGUGUCCAGUAUGAAGGAAGUUAAAUAUAGCAGUGGCUUGAGAAACUAACUAGUUUUGGCACAAUGACUGGAAUUCUAUGGGCAUCUACUAGAAUGUGUUUAACACUAGUUAGUAUUGGCUCAUGAAACUACAUAUAACUUUCAUUAAAAAAAAAAAUAUAUAUAUAUAUAUAUAUAUAUAUUUUUUUUUUAACUAGGUAGGCUAGUUGAGAACAAGUUCUCAUUUGCAACUGCGACCUGGCCAAGAUAAAGCAAAGCAGUUCGACACAACAGCGUUAGACAUGGCAUAAACAAACAUUCAAGCAAUAAUACAGUAGAAAAAUCUAUAUACAGCAUGUGCAAAUGAGGUAGGAUAAGGGGUAAGGCAAUAAAUAGGCCAUGGUGGCAAAGUAAUUACAAUAUAGCAAUUAAACACUGGAAUGGUAGGGUGACUGGACACUGAGUCAUAAAAGUGGUGUUCAUCUGAUUCAUUGCCAGAAUCCCAAAGUAACCCUUAAGGUUAGUCUGGUUGUUUUGUCUUUUUCUGCUGUUAAGUCCUUUUAUCAUUGUUUUGGCAUAUUGUCUGAAGCAGGAACAGACCAGGGUUAUUUGUGGUGAGUUGAGAAGGUGCCAUGCUUCUGUCCUUUCCAGCAUGGCAAGAUGGUGAUGACCGGACAACACUGUACAGAUGGGGCAUCCUGCCUGACAGUUACACACCGCAGAGGAAAGCCUUCCUGUUUAUUCUUGUUCUUUUGCAUGCAUGUCCUUUUUUAAAGAUUAAUAAACCAAUUUUGGAGACUAAAUUGA
Molecule: messenger RNA, 1743 nt
Organism: Oncorhynchus tshawytscha (Chinook salmon)
Lineage: Eukaryota; Metazoa; Chordata; Actinopteri; Salmoniformes; Salmonidae
Product: peptidyl-prolyl cis-trans isomerase FKBP3
Exons: 7
Coding region: 199-735 (178 amino acids)
Molecular function (GO): peptidyl-prolyl cis-trans isomerase activity
Source: RefSeq, a predicted model, not a curated record